AUGCGUCAACAUGGUCCUCGCCAAAGAGAACCAGGUCGGCCUGGUCACUUAGCCGGAGUGGACAAAAAAUUAACAGAAAAAGAAGAAAAGACGCGCCUUAGAAACAUUGAGGAGGAAAAGCGCCGUGCUAAAUAUCUUUCAUCAUUAGCACCAUCAACAUCAUCUUAUGAACAUCCACAAAGAAAAUCAUCUUCUGGUUCUGAAAUAACAGUUUUACAAGAAAAUAGAUCCAGCUCAAGUGCUACUAUUGAGGCACUAGGGCAUAAUACGGAUGAAUUUCCUAUAAGCAAGUCCUCAAUCCAUAGAAUUCGUACAGAAAUGCGAAGAAAGCGGGCUAACGCUAUAAAAAUUAAUUUCAGAAACAAGGUCCCGGAUACGGUAACUGUCCACUGGGAUGGCAAACUAUUGCCGGCUUUAGAUGCACGUAAAUCUAAAGAAGAACGUCUACCGAUAGUUAUAUCAUAUGAUAAUAAUGAACAACUUAUCGCUGUGCCAAAAUUGGUUAAUUCAUCUUGA
This is a messenger RNA of Diatraea saccharalis (sugarcane borer), 516 nucleotides long. Lineage: Eukaryota; Metazoa; Arthropoda; Insecta; Lepidoptera; Crambidae. The record is from the annotation of a GenBank genome assembly.